This is a messenger RNA of Physella acuta, 2770 nucleotides long. RefSeq lists its product as uncharacterized. The record is from RefSeq and is a predicted model, not a curated record. NCBI's taxonomy places the organism in Eukaryota, Metazoa, Mollusca, Gastropoda, Physidae.
AUAUAUAUAUAUAUGUUCAGGAGAGUUACUAUUUGAUUCAAUAGUCAAACUGCAACUGUACUCUUUUAUUCUCUUUACAUUCUACUCUAUUAUUCUACAUUUUACUAUUAUUCUACUGUAACCUCUUCAAAUCGUUGCAGUCUACUCCAUAUUUCUAAGGACUGCUUGCUUUGUGUGAUAUGUUGGUUUUAUUUUUGUUAUUUGGGAGGAGAUUUUUGUCUAUGGUGUGGAUUCAAAUGUGGAAGGUGGCUGUAGUUUUGUGAGGUGUGUGGGUGUGUAAGAUAUUAUGAUAUAUUAUGAUAUAUAGUAUUAGGUCGUAUUUUCAAAGGUGUGGGAUAUUGUCUUGUCUUGUAGCGUGCAUUUUUGAAUGUGUAGGAUAUUGUCUUGUCUGUGUUAUGUUGUGGUGUGACACGUAGUGUGGGGGCGGCUACAGUGUGGGGUAUUUGGUUCGUGUUGUGUAUGGUUUUGUUCGAUGUGUGUUGUAGUGUCAUGCGGCGUUUCCAACGAUUUGUUAUUUCACCUUCUGUGAUUCAAUACCUGUACUUAAAAUCAGCAAAUUGAAAAACGACUGUUGUGUGUUUUGUUUUAAAUUUUUGUCUGAUGUAUUUUACCCUCGAUAUUAUAUAACCUGAAAUAUUUUGUCCUUCGCAUAUUUUAUCUGGGAUAUUUUGUCCUGAGAAUAAUAGUUCUGAAGUCAGUUGUCCUGUCACUGUAUAUAAAUAAAGAAAUAAAACAUAAGUAAAUGAACGAACGAACGAAAAAACGAAUGAACGAACGAACGAUCGAGCAAACGGACGGACGGACGUACGGUAUUUGGUUGCACGAUCUAUCAAGGAGGUCUAGUACUGAUUGUCUUUAAACUUACGUUGCAAUCCUUUGAAAUGUUUAAAGAUAAACUUAAAAUAUUGCAUUAAAAAAAGUGUAAAGGCAUUUUGUUUUCACUCUAUGAAACAAAAAGAAAUGCCAUUUAUCUCAGAUUUUUUUUAAAACAAAACUCUAUUUCUUUAUUACGUAUUCGUUUAAACAUAUAGUACGUUGAAUAGAUUUCAAGCACCAGCGAGUACAUCUAGUGUUUUAAAUUCGCCUACAUGACUGUGCCUCAUUCUUUUAUGAAACAAUCACCACACAACACAGCCUUAACAAGCUACGUCUACAUACCUUUGUUCAAUGUUGCGAGACGCCGAGCCGCUUACACCGCGUCAUGACUAUGGUACACCCACCUAAACAACCACCGCUAAACAAAGUACUCAAGUUAUCAUCAAAAGAAUGUAAAGACUCCACCACCAUCAUCACAGUUACAUGUGUAGUUUUUUUUUAAAUAAAGGUAGUUUUUUUUUUUCGAAAAAAAAUUAUUCUAUUUUAUAAAACAUAAGCUAAAUUCUAAAUAUAUUUUUUGCACAUAAACAAACUCGUGUUGAGAAAUUUUCUGUUAAGAAGUGUGUAAGAAUUAUGCUUAGAUUGAUUAUAAUGUUUAAUGCAAAUUGAUUUAGAAUAUCUACUUGGUAAUCGACAUUAACAUUUUUUACGGGCAAACAACCGUCGGGCAAGUGGCAUCCGGGCAUUUGUCCCAAUCGUGGAAGUGUCCAUUUGGGCAUUUGUCUUAAUCGGGCGGGCAAGUGUCCAUUUGGGCAUUUGUCUUAAUCGGGCGGGCAAGUGUCUUUUCGGGCAUUUGUCUUAAUCGGGUGGGCAAGUGUCCAUUUGGGCAGUUGGCCCAUUCAGGCAAAUGUCUAUUUGGAAAAACAGCCGUCGGGCAAACGACCUUCAUGUAAACGGCAAGGUUUCUCCAACUAGGCUAUAGUCAAGGUGAUCUAGACCAGGAAGGAGGCUGUUUUGCUUACGUGUUACUAUAUUUAGCCGAGGUGUUCAGGUCUAAGGCUUGCCGAGCAUAUGUGCGAUUUGUAGUGUAAAAUGUAUACACUAUGGGGUUUUUGCAAUGUGGAAUGUACGCAGUGUGGGACUUAUGCAGUGUGGGAGUUGUACAGUGUUGGAUUUGGGAUUUGUGAAUAGAGCGAAUCAGAGAGUUUGUUCGAAACAGAAUUUGAUUGUAACACGACAGAAAUAUCUGUGUGCUUAACUGUUACUAUACACACUAGUGUUGCCAAAAAAUGACUGAUAACCAGAAACAACACCCAGACCGAACAUUGACGUCACGUGUUACCAUCAGUGGAAAAGUUGACUUAAAAACUGUUAAGUACUACAAAAACCCUUCUAGGUUUGGCAAAAUCAUCUUCGCCAUUUUUGUUGCAUCUAGUAUCAUAACCGGAUACCACUUCGUAACGGAUAUAGUAUUCUAUAACCUCUACAGUAGACCAUUCAACGUUAUAGAAACUUCCAGUCACGACUCCUACGAAGGCAUGAAAGUAUUCAUAUUUCUGAGCAACAGCAUCGCCUAUGUAGUUGUAAGCCUGAACAUCUUCACCCAUAAGUUUAGAGGCAGCUCUUGCAGCGCUGUGAUCACAUUUUGGGUCUCUAUUUUCACAUUGAGUUUCUGGUUUGGGUGCAGUCCGAUCAGGAUUUCAGAAAAGACCAUGGUACUUGAGAAGGUUGGCGUUUAUUACGCACUGGACAUUGCUGCACAUUGUGUUCAAUUUAUUUCUGGGAUUUUAUUGCUCGUUGAGUUUAUUAAUAUCACGUUAUAAAUGUGUGUUUGUGUGUGUUUCAGUCUAUGUAUAUGUAAUAAAUAUUACCAUUAAGACCAUGAAUUCUUAGAUACGUGUGUAUACAUGUAUGGUUAUAAAUAUAAAAAUAUAAAUAUCAAUAAAAACAUAUA